This is a messenger RNA of Malus domestica (apple), 990 nucleotides long. RefSeq names its product homeobox-leucine zipper protein HAT22-like (gene HD1). Gene Ontology annotation, biological process: regulation of DNA-templated transcription. Gene Ontology annotation, molecular function: DNA-binding transcription factor activity, RNA polymerase II-specific; sequence-specific DNA binding. Lineage: Eukaryota; Viridiplantae; Streptophyta; Magnoliopsida; Rosales; Rosaceae. The record is from RefSeq and is marked provisional.
CCCCAUUUCACAUAACAAACCCCCAAUUACAUCUCCUCCUCCUCCUCCUCCUCCUCCUCCUCCUUCUUCUGCCAAAUGGGUUUCGAUGAUCAUGCUUGCAACACAGGCCUUGUAUUAGGGUUAGGUCUGACGUCGUCUGCUCCUCAGGAGAGUUGUAACCUUACAAAGUUUGCAAAGAAUAAUAUUAAGCCUUCCCUAAAUUCUGCUCCAACAAGUGGUGCUUUUGAGCCAUCUUUAACUUUAGGUCUUUCUGGUGAGCCAUAUCAUCAACAAACAGUAGCCUCCAAUAUUUACAAGGUUGGUAAUUCUUCUCAGGAUGAAGCAAUUGAUUUGUACAGGCAAGCUGCCGCAGCGUCCUCUCCUCACAGUCAUAGCGCAGUCUCUAACUCCUUCUCUAGUGGUAGAGUGGUCAAGAGGGAGAGAGACCUCAGCAGUGAAGAGGUUGAUGUCGAUGAGAAAGUCUCCUCAAGAGUGAGUGAUGAAGAUGAAGACGGUUCUAAUGCUAGAAAGAAGCUCAGGCUCACCAAGGAACAAUCUGCUCUCUUAGAGGAAAGCUUCAAACAACAUAGCACUCUCAAUCCUAAGCAAAAGCAAGCUUUAGCCAGGCAGUUAAACUUGAGGCCAAGACAAGUGGAAGUAUGGUUCCAAAAUAGGAGAGCCAGGACAAAGCUUAAGCAAACUGAGGUAGACUGUGAGUUCUUGAAGAAGUGCUGUGAAACACUAACAGAUGAGAACAGAAGGCUACAAAAAGAGCUGCAAGAACUGAAGGCACUCAAAUUAAACCAACCUUUGUACAUGCAUAUGCCAACAGCCACCCUCACUAUGUGUCCAUCUUGUGAAAGAAUCGGAGGUGCUGGUAGUGAGGGAUCAUCCAAGAGCCCAUUUUCUAUGGCUUCAAAGCCUCAUUUUUACAAUCACUUUACCAAUCCCUCAGCAGCUUGUUGAUUAGAAUAUUAAUUACUAUUUAUGUUAGGAUUAGAUUUAUAAGAA